AUGGGAAAGGACAAAGUAAUGGACCCUAAGAAGCAAUCGGUUGGGUUUACCAGGUCUGCACAAGAAAAGUUGCACUUUUUGAGUCGUCCAUCGGCCGCCUGCAGUAGGGCUGGCACGUUUUUUGUCCUCCACGAUAUGGUACCACCGCCAUCACCACCACCACCGCCGCCACCACAAAGCUCGUUUCCAGAAACGGAAUACCGUAGCAGUUAUAAUCUCAAAGCUCUGACCUCGAGCUUCGCUCCGAAUUUUGUUGCGCCACGUCGACUUUGUGCAGACUUGGUGUCAGAGUCAGCUGUAGUGCCACCACUGCCGAAACCAUGGCAACGGGCAGUCGACCCGUCAGAAUAUUGGAAUUGUGGUAACUUUGAGUGUCAGUGCCUGAACCCUACUUCGCCUUUUCUGGCCCCACGGCGAGGUACCAUGACCAGAUGCCCAGCUCACAUGGGUGACAGCAGAACCAACAGUCGGGCGUCAUGCGGGGGCGCGUGCCCACCUGUGAACGCAGUACCUUGCGCUUCCAUUCACCACCCGGUUACAGCCAAUAGACAGGUGGAGCAGGCAUUUGCGAAAGACACCUAUGCAGAACACCUUUGUCAGCCAAUUAUCUGUCUGCCCCGAGACCUCUUCAAAUAUUGUCCGCCGCCCUCAACUCCACCGCCCCAACGCCCACUCGACCACCUCAUCCUGCAACACCUCCUUGAAAUCAGGUGCGAUAUUGAAACCAUUCAACGGGAGAUGUGUGAGGAGAUAUCUAAAGCAAGGCAACCAAGCCCCACCAUGCAAGAAACCCCUGACGACAUCACGGAUACUGUUCGAAGACUGAGCACCCCGCCAGCACAUCCACCAUCACGACCACCACCAGCAACAAAUGCACCAGAACCACCACCACCAGCACCAUCACCACCAGCACCGUCACCAUCAGCACCACCACCACCACCACCAGCACAUGCACGACAAUCACUA
Molecule: messenger RNA, 966 nt
Organism: Dibothriocephalus latus
Lineage: Eukaryota; Metazoa; Platyhelminthes; Cestoda; Diphyllobothriidea; Diphyllobothriidae
Source: the annotation of a GenBank genome assembly